Tribolium madens (black flour beetle) is the source of this 1088-nucleotide messenger RNA. Its product is annotated as clavesin-1. Gene Ontology annotation, molecular function: phosphatidylinositol bisphosphate binding. The record is from RefSeq and is a predicted model, not a curated record. Bases 94 to 960 code for a protein of 288 amino acids. Gene Ontology annotation, cellular component: membrane. Lineage: Eukaryota; Metazoa; Arthropoda; Insecta; Coleoptera; Tenebrionidae. The transcript has 5 exons.
AGAUAAAGUUUUCUAUAAGGUUUCAAAUUCAAGAUUAUUCGAACAUUGUCUGUUUCAACGUUCAUGUGAAUACAUAUCUCUGUGACUGGCAGGAUGGCACCUCCAUUUGAUUUGGACACUUCACCAAUUAACGAAGAAACGCGUAAGAUUGCCGAAGAGGAAUUGCGAGAGACACCCGAAAACAUUGCCAAGGGUUUGCAGGAAUUAAGGGAACUUUUGAAAAAUGACGACACGAUUUAUUUCAAAGACGACGAUGAAACUCUUAUGAUUUUCUUGAGACCGUGCAAAUUUUAUGCCAAGAGUGCCUACGAAUUGAUGAAACGCAUAAGCGAUUUUAAACUGAAGUACAAGGACAACCUAGAAAAUUUGAUGCCGGAAGACGAAAAACAGGCAUUUACAGAACAUAAUGUCGUUAAUGUUUUGACAAACAGAGAUCAUAAAGGAAGACGAGUGCUUUUGGUCAAUUGCGGAGGGUCAUGGGACACUUCGAAAGUGACAUCGGAUCAACUAUUCCGAAUUUUCUACCUAAUCCACGAAGCGGCCGUUUUGGAACCUGAAACCCAAGUGCGUGGAGUUGUUGUUAUAAUGGACUUCAAUGGUCUGGGUCUUAAACAAGCCUCUGCGUUCUCACCCGCUUUCAGUCUCAAACUACUUAGUUUUAUUCAAGAUGCAAUGCCGUUGAGACUUAAGGAAGUCCACAUGGUGAAACAGCCCUUCAUUUUCAAUAUGGUUUGGUCAAUUUUCAAACCCUUUAUUAAGGAAAAACUAAAGAAGAGAAUUUACUUCCAUGGAAACAAAAUGGCCAGUCUUCACAAGCACAUCGAACCAUCCCAUCUACCAAAAGACUAUGAUGGAGCAAUGCCGAAAAUAGAUUACACAGGGGCUGAUUGGUACCCCUGCAUUGAAAAAUAUUCUGACCACAUACGCACUUAUAACUCUUUUGGAUAUGUUAAAAAGUAGACUUAUUGUAGCUCAAUAUUACAAUCAUAACAAUUAUUAACCCAUUAUAUUGUUAUAAAAAACAUAUUCAAGAAUAAAGUGACUGUUUUGUAACAACCAAAGAUUUCAAAUAAAGAUAUUAAAAAUAA